Penicillium samsonianum is the source of this 1338-nucleotide messenger RNA. Its product is annotated as pepsin-like aspartic protease. The record is from RefSeq and is a predicted model, not a curated record. Gene Ontology annotation, cellular component: fungal-type vacuole. NCBI's taxonomy places the organism in Eukaryota, Fungi, Ascomycota, Eurotiomycetes, Eurotiales, Aspergillaceae. Gene Ontology annotation, molecular function: aspartic-type endopeptidase activity. The transcript has a single exon. Gene Ontology annotation, biological process: proteolysis. Bases 1 to 1338 code for a protein of 445 amino acids.
AUGCUACUCCUGCACCUCCUCACUAUCGCCGCUGGCCUACUAGUACCUGCUAGCGCCAGAAACAUACCAAGUCAGCGAACCUCAAGUAAAACAUCUACUCUCAUAGCAACACAGUAUGGAACUGUAUUUGAUGCCCCAGUCACAAUCGGGAAUCAGAGCUUCAUGCUCCUCGUGGACACCGGCAGCAGUGACACCUAUGUGAUGCAAACCGGGUACAAAUGCGUCAACAGCACCGACAACCUUGUCAUACCAGAAAGUGAUUGCCUCUACGCAAAUAAGACCUAUCACAAGUCCAAAGCAUAUCAUCGUGUUCCCAACGAGAUGUUCGGCGUGGAAUACGGUGCAGGACUCGCGAGCGGCCUCAUGGCCAAUGAACAAGUGUCUAUGGGCGGUGUAAGCGUCAACGCGCAGAAGAUCGGCAUCUCAAAUGAAUCCAAUCCCAUGGGCGAUGGGGUGAAUAGCGGGUUACUCGGUCUGGGAUACCCAGCUCUCACCUCCGCACACCCGGCGAAUCACACAUCCAACAGCACAUAUUGGCGCGAUCGUCUAGUGUACAACCCUUUGCUGUUUACGAUGCACGAGCAGGGCCUUAUCGAUCCAUACUUCAGUCUCGCCCUCGCUCAUACACCGCAGAAUCAAUCUACGUCUUUUGGAGGAUACUUGACGCUCGGCGGUCUUCCACCCGUCAACCACAGUUGCCACUUCUCCACAGUCCCCGUUGAAAUCACGGAGAACAUUCCGCGGUGGUAUACAUCGGGGAAAAGUGUCCUAUCUUAUUGGUCAACCAGUGUUCGCAAUAUCACGUACGGCUCCAAGUCGAAUAACCUGACUACAAACACAACUUCGUUUCAAGCAUUCAUCGACUCUGGGAACUAUAUCUCGUACCUUCCACCCGCGGUCGUUGAUCCGAUCAAUGCUCUCUUUUCGCCUCCGGCAACUUUUGAUUCUGACCUCGGUUUGUAUGUUGUUGAUUGCUCGGCCAACGCACCGAAAUUCGGCCUGUCGCUUGGUGACCAGACAUUCUACCACGAUGGUUCCGAUCUUAUCUAUCAGACCUCCGAGGGGGUUUGCGUGUCUAGUCUGGCUUCGUCUUCGGAAGUCUCUCUGGGUGAUGUCACAUUGAACAUUAUUGGCGUUCCAUUUUUGAAGAACGUCGUGGCUGUGUUUGACUUUGGGAAGAAUGAGAUGCGGUUCGCUAAGAAGUUCGGCUCUCGGCAUAGUGCCUCGGGGAAUAUUACCUCAACACCUCCGGUUUCUAAUGCCCCGGUGCGAUGCGAUAACCGGUAUAGCGCUGUGAUCGGUUUGUUUUUGGCCUUGACUACUUCACUGAUGGUAUAA